Molecule: messenger RNA, 682 nt
Organism: Centruroides sculpturatus (bark scorpion)
Lineage: Eukaryota; Metazoa; Arthropoda; Arachnida; Scorpiones; Buthidae
Exons: 2
Coding region: 127-528 (133 amino acids)
Source: RefSeq, a predicted model, not a curated record
CCAACCAAAAAAAAAAUAGAAGUUUGGAAAGAUAUAUCUAAUAUUUUUUUAAAAAAAGGUUUAAAUGUGUCAUGGGCAAACAUCCAAAAAAAGUGGAGUAACCUAGGUGUAACCUAUAAAAAAAUUAUGGAUAACAAUAAUUCAACAGGAAGAGGUCGAAUAUCUUGGCCAUACUUUCACCUUUUAAAUGAUAUAUUGGGAAAUACAGGAACAAUAGUACCGGUUUCGGAGCUUGUAAAUUCUUCUGAUAAUAGAAAACAAAACAAUGAAAAUGAAACAGAAGAACAAAACAAGACAAUUUCUGAAAUUAGUUUAUCAAACAAUAAAACAGAAGAAAAAAUAAAGAAAAAAAGAAAGAUACCAGAAUGGGCUCAAGAAAUCUUGAGCAAUCAAAGGAAAAAGGCAAAAGCUGAUGCGGAGCAUCAGGAUCGCAUGGCAAAACUUUUGCAAGAAAAUAUUAACGAAAACAGAAAAAGAACUGACAUAUUAACAAAACUAGUUAAUAUAUUAGAAGAAAAAUUAAAAUAAAUAAAAUAUUUUUGCUUGGAAACAAAUAAAAAUUGUUCUACAUAUAUAUUGCUUACUUUUUUAUAAGUGCAAGUGAAACAACAUAUAUGAUCAUAUUUUAAAUAUUUGAAUAAUGCAGUUAAUUUCAAAAAUUUUGUAUAAAUAUCUUAUCAAA